AUGUUCAUGAACAUGACGAUACGUAUCGACGGCUCCGAAUACUCUGGGAAGCACUCCAUCACACGUCUCAUUGGUGCUCCUCCGAGCUACGUCGGCCGCGACCAGGGCGUCCAGCUCACGGACUACAUCCGCCGGAAGCCGAACUCGAUCGUGCUCAACGAUGAGAUUGAGACGGCCUCGCGCGAAUUCGUUGCGCUCUUCCUGCAGGUAUUCGACGACGGUCCGCUCACAGACGGUCAAGCUCGCGUGGUUGAGCAACCUCGGCGCGAUGUGUCCCCGUCAGGCCCGAGACGCGCAAGCUCGUCAUGGGCGCGACCCGCGUACAUUCCCGCGUGA
Molecule: messenger RNA, 336 nt
Organism: Fomitopsis serialis
Lineage: Eukaryota; Fungi; Basidiomycota; Agaricomycetes; Polyporales; Fomitopsidaceae
Exons: 2
Coding region: 1-336 (111 amino acids)
Biological process (GO): cellular response to heat
Cellular component (GO): cytosol; cytoplasm
Molecular function (GO): ATP binding; ATP hydrolysis activity
Source: RefSeq, a predicted model, not a curated record